This is a messenger RNA of Protopterus annectens (West African lungfish), 664 nucleotides long. Its product is annotated as estradiol 17 beta-dehydrogenase 5-like. Gene Ontology annotation, molecular function: oxidoreductase activity. The transcript has 5 exons. Lineage: Eukaryota; Metazoa; Chordata; Ceratodontiformes; Protopteridae. The record is from RefSeq and is a predicted model, not a curated record. The coding region runs from base 1 to 447 and encodes 148 amino acids.
AUGGAGAAAUCAAGGGAGCUGCUACAGCACAGAGCAGUGGAUUAUUGGAUGGUUGAAUGUCAUCCAUAUCUAAAGCAGGAGAAACUUCUGGAAUUUUGUAAAUCCAAUGAUAUUGUUCUUGUUGCCUACUGUCCUAUUGGAUCAUCUCGACAUCCUAAUUGGACUGACCAGAGUACUCCUGUUGUCCUGAUGGAUCCCCAGUUAAGUUCUAUUGCUGAGAAAUACAGCAGAACUGUUGCCCAGAUAGCCUUACGAUACCUGCUGCAGCGUGGAAUUGCAGUCAUCCCAAAAAGUUUUAAUCUUGGAAGAAUUAAAGAAAAUUUUCAGGUAUUUGACUUUACAUUAGCUGAAGAGGAUAUGAAUCUAAUCAAUAAUAUCCCUAUAAAGACUCGCUAUAUAAACAUGUUCACAAAUUAUCCUGAUUGUCCGUUCCUUGAUGAAUAUUGACUUGGAGAUGAACUGGAUGCCUAAGAAAGAUGUACUGUCCAUUCAGCGAUUUUCCUGCUUGUGCAUUUUAUAUUAAAACUAUUGCAGCAGAUUAGUUAUGAAAAGAAAAAGCAGGCAGAAUCUGUGUAACAUUAUUACUGUGAGCACACACCAUAUUAGUGGUAUUUUUAGUACACUGAUAGCAAAUUAAACUUAUUGGAAUAUGCAACCUUUAAAA